Messenger RNA from Symbiodinium necroappetens, 796 nucleotides. NCBI's taxonomy places the organism in Eukaryota, Dinophyceae, Suessiales, Symbiodiniaceae. The record is from the annotation of a GenBank genome assembly.
AUGCCUACCUACGAAUACCCGGUGGCACUGGGGCUCGCAUACAUCCUUCUAGUCGGGUGCCUCAUCAGGGCCUUUUUCGUCUUCGUGGGCUUGCCAGCAUCGGUAGGCGUGAUGCUAAGUGGCUUCAUAUUCCAACACUUCUUCCAGAGCGACCUCUUCUUCGCCCGAGAUGAACUGCAAGGGCUCUCGUUUUUCUUGGUGCUUCUCAUUGCCGGCUUGGAGAUUCGGUCCAAAGACUUGCAAGCACACAUCUUCGUGAUGGCACUCCUGCCUGCAAGUUGCGAACUAAUCGGAAUUGCCGUGUAUGCUUGCAAAGUGCUGGAGUACACUCCGGUCGAGGGCAUGGUGCUCGGAAGUGUCCUUGUCGCGAUGGGUGAUGGGCUGGUCAUCCCCAAAAUGAAGGAGUUCUCGCAGACGUUCCCGGACCAUCCGUUGCCGCGGCUGGUGUUUGCAUGGGCUCCUUUGGAGGCCUCGUUCGCCCUGACCGCCUUUGGGGUUCUCACAGGCCUGGCGUCGCCGGCCCAUCAAGCACCCACCCCAUUGGGAACCAUUCUUCUGGCAAACUUCCUUCGCCUGGUCGCAACCCUGGCGCUGGGCAUCCUGUUAGGAUGUGUGAGCUGUUGGUUCAUCGCCAGCCGGCAGAAGAUGCGGAUCUUGAAGCUUUUAUUCCAGGAUCCGGCUACAGAAGGUGGCAAAACAGAAGGCUUCCUUGUCCUCAUCUCUGUUACGCUCAUUGCUUUGUCAUUGGGCAAGGGCGAGUCUGGAAGCGAGUUGGUUCCGAUGGGCUUCUGUCCAG